UUUUCAAAACCUUCAUCGGGUCUCGUCUCAUUCCGUUGGAUUGUGAGAUCCUAACUAGUCUUGAUUUUAGUUUGGACACUAACAACAAAGUCAUGCGAGUAUAUUCACAUUAAACGCAUUAGAACUAUUAACCUACCGACGCUUGUUGUGGCGCCAUAUCACACAAGACGAAACGCUGCCUGAAAGAACAUACUCCGGGAAUAAAUCCCCCGGAAGCCCCAAUGCGCGGCUUCGCCGAUAAAUCAUUACGGUUGACUCCCUCCAGCUUCCGUUGUUGGUGUAAAUAUGGCGGCAAUGGAAGCCGUAUUCAGCUACAACGCAGAAGUGGAAGCUUCUGUCAACCGAUGGAUAGUUGACUACUAUUCAUUUCUGGCGUUGGAAUUGUUUAAAAACCAAAAAUACGCAGAAUUCUGUGACGUUAGAGAUUUACUUCACAGUGUCUUGGUCCGUCCUCUGGAGUCCACUGAUGUCUUGCAAACAAAGAUUAGAGUAUUGCAGUUUCUCUCCCGGAUAAAUGACGGUGAACAUUUUGACCUAUCCUUUGAGCCUGAUGAGUCACUUACUCCUUUGGAAUCAGCCUUAAUGGUCCUGGAAAAUAUAAUGCAGGAAUGCAGUAUGUCAAUGCCACAGCAGGAUUUCGAGAAAGUAUGCACUUCAUUAAAAGAGACGAUUGUGGCGUUGUUCAUUAAGAACAAUCUAUUUGACAAAGCAAAAGAGGUGCUGAAAAAACACUUUCCCAAAUCAAUGGUUGGCAAGAAAGCUAUAUUCUUGGGUCUCAUCAAGAAGAAGAGUAAUGUGCACAAAGUCAUCGAGCAAAUCGACUUUCAACAGUUCAAGGAAGAGAUGUUGGCCUUUUGCCAGAGUCUCUGCCCGUUCACUGUUCCCUUUCUCCACACGGCUGCAACAUCGCUUAUUGAUAAAAGACUUGCGGCGCAAGACGUCAAUGCCUCUGGACCUGAUGAGCAAGACGAAUCUGUCCCCCUCCCUCGUCAACAAAUACACACCAUCCAGUUCGUACCAUGUAAACAUACAAUAAUCCAGAGGUCCCGGCUGGAGAUGGCCCACAAGGCUUUGGCUGCAGGUGCAGGUGCAGGUGAAAGAACAUUUGCUCAGCUGGAGGAAGAAGUGGAGGAAGAGGAGCAGGCAAGAAAAGAAAACCUUUCACGGCGCCUCUCACCUGCUCCCAGGAAGGGCAGCAUGGACUCGGAGCAGGAUGGGCUAUUUCAGAGAGACUCAGGAAGCCCCAUGGAGGCUUCCCCAGCAGACCAAACACCACAAACGGAUGCUGUUCCUCAAACAGAGUCAGGUUGGCUCUCAAAGACACCCUCAGGGCUGCGUAACCGGCACCUGAACACUGUGGCACGACUGGUGGUCGAGCCGGACAGCCAGGGGAGCUCGCAGUGCACAGCAGCUUCACAGGAAAAGGAGGCUGAUGUCGGAACAGAAGAGCCCCCACAGUCACCGGCUAUACUCGAUAAAGACUCGCAGAGCCUGGGAGCCGAUAACGAGAUUUCCAUACCCGUGCGGAAGAUCCCCAGACGAGCCAUCAAAAUUUGCAGCAGAGCCUCAACAAGUUUGGCAGAGUCGUCGACAGACAGUGAGGAGGACCACCACGGCUCUGUGGCCGGCAGGGACAUUCCUGUGGGAAAACACCAGAACAGGUUACUCUGCAGUAACUCCACUAAGUCAGCACAGCCUGCAUCAGACAGUGAGGAAGAGCCACAGGAGUCCCUGGCUCUCUGCAAAACCCCAGUGCGGAAACAUCGAAAACAACUGGCCAGCAAGGUUCCAGAAGCCGUCUGUAUCACAGAUUCCUCAUUGGACAGCUCACCUGAACGGCCUGUCCCUCAAACAAGCUCCACCCCCAACAAGGACGCUGCUCAAGACGAAGGUCCUUCCCACAGCAAAUGGAAAGAGUUGUUCAAUACCGCAAAGGAGAGUAAGGAUACAUGGAGCGAUGAGGAGUCCAAUUUCGGCUCCAGAAAGAAUAACGAAUUGGCCAAUGAAAGCACCAUUUCAAAUUCAGGCCACAGGAAGAGGAAGUGGAGUGAGUGUGAGACAAUGAAGUUGAAAGAAGGGGUCAAAAAAUUUGGGGAGGGCAACUGGACAAAGAUCAAGUCAUAUUACUCCUUCAACGACCGAACAAACGUCAAUCUUAAGGACCGAUGGAGAACAAUGAAGAAGUUAAACAUAAUUUGAGUAGUUCAGGAUAAGUUCAAGUGGCCAGAUGGACAACAUUAUUCUCGGUACCUAAAAGAGAAUGUAUUAUUCUUACAGGUGCGAGUUGUUCAUUUCAGUUCAUGCUUCAAGGUAUUGUACAUUUAAGUUCAUGACACCUAGUUCAAUAAGUUGUCAGGUGCUUAAUUUGUAACACGAGUAGUCUUUAUUAAAAAUAAAAAAACUUUUGUGCAUUUUCACUGCAGCUUUA
Messenger RNA from Cyclopterus lumpus (lumpfish), 2428 nucleotides. RefSeq names its product telomeric repeat binding factor a (gene terf2). The transcript is spliced from 13 exons. Gene Ontology annotation, cellular component: nucleus; shelterin complex; chromosome, telomeric region. NCBI's taxonomy places the organism in Eukaryota, Metazoa, Chordata, Actinopteri, Perciformes, Cyclopteridae. Gene Ontology annotation, biological process: protein localization to chromosome, telomeric region; negative regulation of telomeric D-loop disassembly; negative regulation of telomere maintenance via recombination. The coding region runs from base 286 to 2199 and encodes 637 amino acids. Gene Ontology annotation, molecular function: G-rich strand telomeric DNA binding; telomerase activity; protein homodimerization activity. The record is from RefSeq and is a predicted model, not a curated record.